AUGCUGGUUUUACCAAACAGGAAGAAAUUCUGUUCUGUGGUGUUUACGGCCGCACGUUUGUGCAGCAGCUGCCCACCAGCUGCGUGCAAAAACCCCGUGGUUUACUUUGAUAUUGCUGCUGACAACGAACCGCUCGGCAGAAUUAGCUUUGAGCUUAAUGCAGACGUAGUGCCAAAAACAGCAGAAAACUUCAGAGCGCUCUGUACAGGAGAACAUGGCUUUGGCUACAAGGGAUCCGUUUUCUUCAGGGUGAUCCCUCAGUUUAUAUGUCAGGGUGGAGAUAUUAUUUAUAACUUUGGAGGUGGUGAUAAGUCUAUCUAUGGAAAGAAUUUUCCCGAUGAGAACUUCAAGCUGAAGCACACUGGACCAGGUAUCCUGUCCAUGGCCAAUGCCGGACCGAACACCAAUGGAUCCCAGUUCUUUAUCUGCACCACUAAAACAGAUUGGUUGGAUGGCAAGUAUGUUGUCUUUGGAAAAGUAAAGGAGGGAAUGGAUGUGGUCAAGAAAAUGGAGUCUUUUGGUUCCAAGACUGGGUACACUUCAAAGAAGAUCACGAUCACGGACUGUGGAGAGCUCAAGUAG
Molecule: messenger RNA, 582 nt
Organism: Pelmatolapia mariae (spotted tilapia)
Lineage: Eukaryota; Metazoa; Chordata; Actinopteri; Cichliformes; Cichlidae
Product: peptidyl-prolyl cis-trans isomerase A-like
Exons: 6
Coding region: 1-582 (193 amino acids)
Biological process (GO): regulation of mitochondrial membrane permeability involved in programmed necrotic cell death; protein peptidyl-prolyl isomerization; cellular response to hydrogen peroxide
Cellular component (GO): mitochondrion
Molecular function (GO): peptidyl-prolyl cis-trans isomerase activity
Source: RefSeq, a predicted model, not a curated record